AUGCGCAGUUCCUAUCUGCCAUGGCUCCUCGCGAUUUUCGCUCUAGUCGCCCAAACGGAGUCGGCCAACUUAUUGACCAGUUACCUGCCGGCUGCGAUGCAAGCGCUGGCCUACUAUAUAGAUCAUUUGCAAUACGAGCCACUGGCUAGUACUACUAUAGAGCCACCCUUCAGUGCUGAUGUAGAUUUUGGUGGCGGUGGUGGUAGUAGUUCCAGCACAACCCCAUUACCAUCCACGUCGCCCAAACCAGACACUAGUUCGACGACCACACGUCGUCGUCCCACUGGCUCCACAAGCGUGGGCUGGUGGCAACCACCCAGCUGGUGGGAGCAACCACAGCGCACAACAUCCACCGAACGACCUACAGCUGCGCCCACAGAACCACACAGACCAGCGCUCUUUGCACCGCCUGCUAGUGCUCCCAAAUUGGAGGGCUAUGACCUCUUCAAUGAAAUUGGAGACGAUGGAGAAUUCGAUCGUUUGCCACUAUCCCUCAUCCGUGAUAUUCAAACAGAAGCAAAUCACGAUGAUUUUACCAAUGAUGUGGAAUCUUUGGACAACUUCCUACGUCUCUAUGACGACAAUUAUGGCAGAGCAGCCUUUGAUUUUGAAUCGGCCAUGGAUCGCUGGUCAAGUACAUCGACGGCUGGUAAAAAACGCGUGCCGCCCACCAAGCCCUACGUAGACUUUCUACUCGUUUACGAUCUGCUGAAGCGUGAUGCCAAGGCGGCCAAUCUGAACAAAUACGAAGGAUACUCCGAGGAAUUGCUGCAGGCCCUAUACGAGCUAUCGGAUGCAUCGGCGGCGCGGCAACUUUAUACCCUCUUUCAACGCAUGCUCGAGCGUGGGGAUGUGCAAAGGAGCGACGUGGUGUCACGAGUUCAAGGCAUCAUUAAGGAUUUGGCCAAUCCAAAUAGUCCCACAUCCAAGGCGCUGGCAUUUAUACCAACAAUGCAGUUUUUGCCAUAG
Scaptodrosophila lebanonensis is the source of this 969-nucleotide messenger RNA. RefSeq lists its product as uncharacterized. NCBI's taxonomy places the organism in Eukaryota, Metazoa, Arthropoda, Insecta, Diptera, Drosophilidae. The record is from RefSeq and is a predicted model, not a curated record. The transcript is spliced from 2 exons. The coding region runs from base 1 to 969 and encodes 322 amino acids.